Molecule: messenger RNA, 1609 nt
Organism: Tarenaya hassleriana
Lineage: Eukaryota; Viridiplantae; Streptophyta; Magnoliopsida; Brassicales; Cleomaceae
Product: polygalacturonase At1g48100
Exons: 6
Coding region: 29-1402 (457 amino acids)
Biological process (GO): carbohydrate metabolic process
Molecular function (GO): polygalacturonase activity
Source: RefSeq, a predicted model, not a curated record
CCUUUCAAAAUCAUUAUUUGAUACAACAAUGCGAUUCUCCUUCUCCUUCUGGAUAUUGUUUCUCUUUUCAACUUUGGCUAAAGCUCGAGUCUUUACUGAUGAUAUUAACGUUAACCCUUCACCCGAACCGAGCUCUCCUCGUUCCGACCCCUCAGGCCCCACGGCUCCAGUUCCAGUCCCCGUGAGCCACGAUGGCUACAUCGUCUUCUUCGACGUCACCUCCUUUGGCGCCGUCGGUGAUUGCGUGGCCGAUGACACGUCAGCUUUCAAGAUGGCUUGGGACUCGGCUUGUGAGAGAUCGAGUCCCGAGUUGAGCGUUGUUCUUGUCCCCUACAGCUUCUGUUUCUUGGUGAAUCCCGCCAUUUUCAACGGUCCCUGCAAUUCCCAACUUGUUCUCCAAAUCGAUGGAAUCAUUGUUCCUCCGGAAGGACCGGAGUCAUGGCCGUGGAACAACAAGAGACAGUGGCUGAUGUUUUAUCGUGUUCAUGGGUUGUCACUGCAAGGCUCCGGUGUCAUCAAUGGCAGAGGCCAGAAAUGGUGGGAUUUGCCCUGCAAACCUCACAAGGGGAUUAACGGUACAAUUCAGACAGGCUCUUGCGACAGUCCUGUGGCAGUUCGGUUUUUCCAAAGCUCGAAUCUGACAAUCCGAGGAUUAAGCUUCAAAGACAGUCCCCAGUUUCAUGUCAGGUUCGACAAUUGCAGUGAUGUUCUUGUGGACUCAGUCGCCAUUAAAGCACCAGCUUCGAGUCCCAACACUGAUGGGAUUCACAUCGAGAACACAAACAACGUUCAGAUCCACAAUUCCGUCAUAUCCAGCGGGGAUGAUUGCAUAUCAAUUGGAGCCAGGUGUUUUAAUGUUGACAUUCAGAACAUUACCUGCGGUCCAAGUCACGGAAUUAGCAUAGGCAGCCUUGGUGUACACAACUCUCGUGCAUGUGUCUCGAACAUUACAGUGACUAACUCAACCAUAAGGGACUCAGACAACGGUGUUCGGAUCAAGACAUGGCAAGGAGGGUCUGGAACAGUUUCAAGAAUCGUUUUCAGUAACAUCCUAAUGGAUAAUGUCCGGAACCCUAUCAUCAUAGACCAGUACUACUGCCAAACCAAAAACUGCACCAACCAAACCAGUGCGGUAUUAGUAAGUGACGUUCUAUACGCACAUAUCAAGGGGACUUACAACCUGAAAAGCCCUCCGAUGCAUUUUGCUUGCAGCGAUUCAGUCCCUUGUACUGAUCUGAAACUCGCAGAUGUUGAGUUGUUUCCUUCUAAAGGCCAGAUUUUGGCAAACCCUUUUUGCUGGAACGCGUAUGGAAGCGUUCAGACAUUGACCAUUCCACCUGUUUAUUGCCUGCUCGAACAGUUUCCAGGUCUGGUAACAGAAGAAGAUGCUCUCGGCUGCUGACUAAACCAGAUCAGAUAUAGAUAAGAUUUGAAAUCAAAUAGGGCAAUGUGUUUUUAAGAUUACUUCUUAUACUGCAAAAUGUAAGCUGUGAUAUAGUGUAGAUACAAGGCACUGAAGCAAACUAGCCUAAAGGUUAGACCUUGUCCCUAAAGACUGCAGCUUUUCAGAAUUCACUAGAACGUAUGUGUAUAAGCUUUGAACGGUCAA